Apus apus (common swift) is the source of this 4152-nucleotide messenger RNA. RefSeq names its product myotubularin related protein 1 (gene MTMR1). Gene Ontology annotation, molecular function: phosphatidylinositol-3,5-bisphosphate 3-phosphatase activity. The transcript is spliced from 16 exons. Gene Ontology annotation, biological process: phosphatidylinositol dephosphorylation. NCBI's taxonomy places the organism in Eukaryota, Metazoa, Chordata, Aves, Apodiformes, Apodidae. The record is from RefSeq and is a predicted model, not a curated record. Bases 1255 to 3060 code for a protein of 601 amino acids.
AUUUCAGGGUCUGUCCCAUCAGAAGGUGUGUCCAGAGACUACAGGGUGUACAGGAGGCCUGUUAUACGGGUUUUCUUCUAGAGAUCACCAUAUCUACUUUCAUUUCAGAAGCAACAUUUUUAUGGUCUGGUAUUUAAUUAAUUUCUAUUUAACAGAAUUCCACCAGUACGUAAAUGUUAGGAGUCCUUUAUAAUUUGGAAGGGUUUUUAAUUAAUUAUAACUUGUAAAGUUCAAAUUAUCUGAAGAUAUCUGAAGUCCUUACUCUAACUUCUUUUUUUGAGGGUUCUGUAGAAAAACUGUAAAAAUAAGAAUUUGCUUUAGCAAAACAUUUGUCAGCUUAGACUGGGGCUGGUUUUGCAGUCUAUCAAGUGAGAAGUUCUUUGCAUGGGAACUGGGAAUAAUAGACUGCCAUGAUCACAACUUCUCUCCAGUUAAUAAAGAAGACAAAGAACGGUUUUGGCUGAACACAUUAAAACAAUUACUUCAUAUGACCCUAUGACAUUUGUGCUUCUCUCUGGAGUGCAGAAGGACCCUAUCUUUAUUGAAGAGAUUUAAUUAAUAUUCAGGAUUUGCUGUCAAUUUGAUGCAAAAAUAAAUUAACAUAAAGUGUAAAUUGUUUGCAUGUUUUGCUAUGAGGAGUAAUUUUAGGUUCUAUAAAGUUACUGACAACGUUUCCAGUAAUGACACAGAAGUUACUGGAAAAAUAUGUGAAAACAUAAAACUGAAAGUUCAAUUAAAACUUGUUUUACACAGUAAAGCUUUUUUUAAAUUGUCCAGAUAAUUCUAUUUGAUGUUGACCUAUUUUUUCCCUGAAAGAUUGCAUGAGUUUUCCCCUAAUGCUCCCAUUGCAAGUUGUACUCAGUUUCUUCUAUUGAUAAGCAUGUGGCAUACUUUGAAUUAAUUUUCUUCACUAUCAGGUUGUUUGUCUUAAAAAGACAGUACAUACUUUUAUGUUCUUAUCUACCAGCACUGACACUUGUGAAAAAGGGAGUAAAUUUCUCAUUUUGUGUUCUGCCAAAUAACAUUAAAGGGAUAGUGCUAAUGGCUUGGAUUCCGUUCUGUGGAAAGUACUUUGUGCCAGGAGUGGAAGAUUUUGAAUAGCUCAACUGGAGUUAAAGUAUAUGCUGUCUUUUUGAGGAAGGAACAUUUUUUUUAAAAAGGGGGGAAUCAAAAAGGAAAAGAUUCUGUCCUUUCACCUGUUGUCUGCAUGUUUUUUCCUGUUACCUUUCUCUUGCCCUACUGCUGCCUCAUGCAAUGCAGGAGAUUCAGGAUGGACACAAUGGCUAUCAUUCUGAAGCAGAACCUGAUCAGGUGGCACUGCGGGAUGGAAACAAACUAGCACAGAUGGAAGAGGCUCCACUUUUUCCUGGAGAGUCAAUCAAAGUUAUUGCUAAAGAUGUUAUGUAUAUCUGUCCAUUUAUGGGAGCAGUCAGUGGUACACUAACAGUGACGGACUUCAGAAUGUUUAUCAAAAGUGUUGAAAGGGAUCCACCUUUUGUUGUUGAUGUUCCCCUUGGAGUCAUAAGUAGAGUUGAAAAAAUUGGAGUACAGAGCCACGGAGAAAACUCGUGUGGUAUAGAAAUAGUUUGCAAGGAUAUGAGAAAUUUGCGGCUGGCCUAUAAACAGGAAGAGCAGAACAGAUUGGAGAUUUUUGAAAACCUUGUUACACGUGCAUUUCCUGUUUCUAAUGGGCUGCCUCUUUUUGCAUUCAGCUAUAAAGAAAAGUUUGCUGUUAAUGGCUGGAAAGUGUAUGAUCCAAUGGCAGAGUACAAGAGGCAGGGCUUGCCUAAUGAGAGUUGGAAAAUAUCCAAAAUUAACAGCACCUAUGAGCUUUGUGAUACGUAUCCUGCUGUUCUUGUUGUGCCAACCAGUGUAAAGGAUGAUGACCUCUCCAAAGUAGCAGCGUUUAGAGCAAAAGGCAGAGUUCCAGUGUUAUCCUGGAUUCAUCCUGAGAGCCAAGCAACAAUAACCCGGUGCAGUCAGCCAUCAGUGGGCCCAAAUGAUAAGCGUUGCAAAGAAGAUGAAAAAUAUUUGCAGACAAUAAUGGAUGCUAAUGCUCAGUCUCAUAAACUUAUAAUUUUUGAUGCCAGACAGAAUAGUGUUGCAGAUACAAACAAGGCAAAAGGUGGAGGAUAUGAAAGUGAAAGUGCCUACCCAAAUGCAGAGCUGGUCUUUCUGGAAAUUCACAAUAUCCACGUCAUGAGAGAGUCCCUGCGUAAACUUAAGGAAAUCGUUUAUCCUACUAUUGAUGAGACUCGGUGGUUAUCAAAUGUGGACUCCACACAUUGGCUGGAAUAUAUAAGGAUGCUUCUUGCUGGAGCUGUAAGAAUUGCGGAUAAAAUCGAAUCUGGUAAAACAUCAGUAGUGGUUCAUUGCAGUGAUGGUUGGGAUCGAACUGCACAGCUUACUGCCCUAGCUAUGCUGAUGCUGGACAGCUAUUACAGAACUAUCAAGGGGUUUGAAGUUCUUAUAGAGAAAGAGUGGAUAAGUUUUGGACACCGAUUUGCAAUGCGAGUAGGACAUGGAGAUGAUGAUCAUGCUGAUGCAGACAGAUCUCCCAUUUUCCUGCAGUUCAUCGACUGCGUUUGGCAAAUGACAAAGCAGUUUCCUGCAGCCUUUGAAUUUAAUGAGUUAUUUUUGAUCACCAUUCUGGAUCACCUUUACAGUUGUCUCUUUGGGACUUUCUUAUGCAACUGUGAAAGAGAGAGAUUAAAAGAGGAAGUAAGCACAAAGACUAUCUCACUGUGGUCCUACAUAAACAGCCAGUUAGAUGAAUUCACAAAUCCUUUCUACGUGAACUAUGAAAACCAUGUCUUGUAUCCUGUUGCCAGCCUGAACCAUUUGGAACUAUGGGUGAACUACUAUGUGAGAUGGAACCCCAGGAUGCGACCUCAGGUUCCAAUCCAUCAAAACCUUAAAGAGCUCCUGGCCAUCCGGGCAGAGCUUCAGAAGAAGGUUGAAGAUCUGCAGCGUGAAGCUGCUACACGAUCCAUUUCUUCCUCCUCUGACAGAGGUUCAUCUCCUUCCCACUCAGCCACGCCAGUGCACACCUCUGUGUGACGUGUACCAAAAGCCAUGUGAAAAAAUAUGUGUCAGGUAACACAGAGAGGAGGGCGAAAUGCUUUUCCCAUCACAAAAGAAUUGUGAGUGACUUGUAAUUGCUAUGAUCUACAUGCCUUACUCUGUGUCUGGUAUUAUCGUGAUGAGGCCAAAAAGAGCUUCAAUAGAUGUGAUGUAUUUUCUUGUUGGCAGUUCCCACAUGUGUUUUGACAUCUCUAGCUAAAUCACCAAUUGUGAAAUUAAACUUUCUUUUGAGCAACUAACAAUUUAACCAUCCUAAAAAGGAAUCCAUCUGCCAAGCAAACAGAAAAUGCCUCUCACACUGCCUGGGUACCAUGCCUGGUUGAGAGAAUCAGAUUAAAUGCCACAUGAUGCUUACACAGAACGUUUUUUUCUAAAUGGGAGCUCCUUAUUUCACUCAGUAAUAUAUAUAUAUAUAUAUUAUUAUUUUUUGCUAGAGCAAUUUAUUUUUUUUAGGUGAUUAAUGCACUUGGAAAUUAGUUUUAAAAUAAAUGUUUUCCAGUGUAGUCAGUUUCACAUUUUGACUAAAUAUGCCAUUAAAAGUGGAUGAAGUUAAGCUGGAUUUAUCAGGUACACCACACUGACUUGUAUGAUGUAAUAUAUUUGGUAAAGCAUGUAUUUUAGGUUUUUUAAUGCCUUUUGUACAAGUUGAAAUAAAGUCUUUUGACUGUUUAGCUGAUUGUUUUGACCUUCCCAGCGAGGGGUAAACUUACUUGUGGCAAGGUCUUGUACAAAGUAAAAGUUUGUUUUCUAGCAAAUGGUAAUAUUUGGGGUUGGAAUGACACCCAGCUGUGUAAAUUGUAUAGUCUGUAUAGCUCCACAUUUUGUUAAGCCUGUUCUGUUUUAAAGUGUACACAAAAUGCAAAGCUGUGUCCAGUUCUGCACGUGUAUGUGAUGUGAAACACAUGCAAACUCCCAUGGUUUGUGCUGUUAAGUACAGAAAGUGGAUCCUGCCUGUCCAAACCCUUUUGAAGACCUUAACUUGUAAUGACUUUGUUUGACAAAGGUUUUAAAUAUACCAUCUUAAUUGGUUUUCUUGAAAUAAAGCCUGUUGGCUUUUUGUUUUUUAAA